AUGACCACUAUGAAAUGGUUUAUAUUGUACCUUAUUGUGUUCAGUGUUUAUGUCAAAGAGCUAAACACAGAAGGACCACUAUACCAGGUCCAUAUGGAAGGUCAUAGACUGGCUAUAACUGAGAGCCAGUCUAUGAGGAUAGAGACCUGGAGACUCUUUGGACUCAUUCAGAUGAUACCUGAUUAUGAGCCAGAGGAGAACAGCGCUGCUGUGAUCCCUCCUUUCUCUUUCCCUUCCCGCUUCAGCUUAGGUAAAAUUAAAAAGACUGGAGAUAUCAAAGAUAAACCACAGCAUGUUCCAGAUAUCACACCACUCUACUUUAAAACAGACGCUGAUGUCCAUACAGGAGAGGCUUCCACAUGGGGCAGAGGGUUCUAUAAAACCUUUGACAAUCGCAUGUUCACUUUCACGUCCUCUUGCAACUUCUCUUUCUGUCAUCAUUGUGUUGAAUCGGGAAGAGAAUUCAACAUUGAGCUGAGCCGUAACAAGGAAGGAAAUAUUGGUCAAAUAUCUAUUAUGAUAGAUGGCAAUGAGAUCUUGGUGGAAAGUGGCAGUAUCAUCGUCAACAGCAAACAUGUGUACGUGCCAUUUGACAAUAAAAUGAUCCGUAUAAAGAAAUAUGGGGACUACACAAAGCUGGAAAGCCGCAGAGGCAUUCUGACAUUACUAUGGAAUGAAGAUGAUAAACUGUCGCUCACCCUGCAUAGAGCAUAUGACACCUGUGGUCUCUGUGGAGAUAGUCAUGCUGGUGAAGGCACAGAUAUCAUGCAGCUUAUUACAGACAGCAGAAUCCCAGGCGGUACUUGUCUUGAACCUGUCAUUGAACAAGGUCUACACUGUAAUGAGGGAAGAAUGUAUUGCAGUAAUGUCAUUGCAAAACACUUCAGAUCAUGUAAAAAUGUUGGUGACUUGUACAAGGACUAUGAAAAAGUGUGCAUAGAAGAAUAUUGCAGAACUGGGAAUGCAAUGGAUGUGUGCCCCACAUUUUCUGAAUUAGCCCGAGAAUGUGCCUUAGAGGGUUCUGGUCCAUAUGAAAAAUGGAGAAGUGAUCCUGAUAUAGUUUGUGUUACACCUGCAUGUCCAGGAUCUGAAAUUUACAGAGACUGUGGUCCUUCCAACCAGGCAACAUGUUCUUAUAUUUCUCCGUUCCAAGAGGCUGGAUGCGUGAGUGGUUGUGUAUGCCCAGAAGGGCAUGUUCAUAAUGAUAUUGGAGGAGAUAGCAAAUGCAUUGCAAAAACAAAUUGUGCCUGUAAAUAUAAUGGAAAAGUGUAUAAAUCUGGUGAAGUGAGGAAAGAUACUUGCAAUUCAAAGUGCACUUGCCAUGAUGCAAAGUGGUCAUGUACAGAACCAUUAUGUCCAGGAAGAUGUGAUGUGGAAGGACCUUUCAUCACAACCUUUGAUGGCAAUUCUUACAGCUAUGCCGGAGACUGUCACUUUGUAGCAAUUCAGGACAAAGACUGGUCUCUGAGUGUGGAACUGCGGCCAUGUUUCACUGGUCCAGCUGAGACAUGUUUGAAGAGUGUGACUUUGUCUCUUGGCUCAACUGUUUCAGCAGAUAGAUACAUAUUCCAUAGCAAUGGCAGUUUCUUCAAUGACAAGAUAAAGCAUCAUGAUUAUUACUCUUCAGAUAGAAUCAUCAUCUUCAAGCAGUCAUCAUCCUACAUUGAAGCACAAUUAUACUUUGGCCUAAAAUUACAGAUACAGAUUGACCCCACUAUGCAGCUCUAUGCCUCCCUGCCAGCAAAAAUGUAUACAAAUAUAAACGGCCUCUGUGGUUCAUUCAACAACAAAGCAGAAGAUGAUUUUAUGUCCAGCCAGAACAUCCUGGAGGUGUCCUCAGAGGCAUUUGCACGCUCCUGGGAAAUGAUGACAUGCCCUAAAGCCAAGCAUCCUUCAUGUAUCAGUAUAGAGAAAGAAAGAUUUGCAAGAAAAAACUGUGCAGUACUCAAUAAUCCCGAUGGAGUGUUUGCUUCUGGACAUUCGGCUGUAGACCACAGGAUUUACUAUGAGAAAUGUCUGGUUUCAACAUGUAUAUGUGACAAAGUCAAGGAUUGUUUGUGCACAGCACUGGGAAACUAUGUCAAGGCAUGUGCCAAACAUGGAAUAUACAUAACUGGCUGGAGAAAGGGUCUUUGUGCGCAAGAUUGUGAAGCAGGCAAGGUCUUUCAAUAUCAUGCAAAAGCCUGCAAUACUUCUUGCCGUUCCUUUUCGGAGAAAGAUAUGACCUGCGAGGUAGACAGUACCCCAGUGGAUGGAUGUGUCUGCGACAAGGGCCGAUAUUCAAAUAGCAAAGGUGUAUGUGUUGAGCAAGAUCAGUGUGAUUGUUACUUGGAUGAUGCUGUUCUGAAGAGAGGUCAAAGUAUUAAGUUGGAUAAUAAUAUAUGUGUUUGUAAGAUAGGGCAGGUACUUUGCCACAGUCCUGCUGAAUUAAAACCUGUAAACUGUACAGGUGGAGCUGAAUAUAUCAGUUGUUCUGACCCAAAAGUAAAGAGAAGAGUGGACAAAACUUGCAAUGCGCUGAACAUACCUUACAUAUCUAUGGACUUGCCCUGCAGGCGUGGAUGCUACUGUUCUGUGGGCAUGGUGCGGAAUUCUGAAGACAACUGCAUUUUGCCAUCCCUUUGUCCAUGUUCCUACAGUGGUCGCAAAUAUGAACAAGGAAGCUCAAUAAAUGUUGAAUGCAAUAUUUGCACAUGUGUACAAGGAUCUUGGAAGUGUACAGAACAUAGAUGCCAAAGUUCUUGUCAUAUCUAUGGAGAUGGUCAAGUUCAAACUUUUGAUGGGAAAUGGUACAGUUACGAUGGUCUUUGUCAAUAUGUACUUGCUGAGGACUAUUGUGGUAAAGACGAAGGGUCAUUCAGAGUUCUAACAGAGAGUGUCCCAUGUUGUGGUGAUGGCGUUACAUGUGCAAGGAAAAUCACAGUGGCUUUCAAGAAUGGCAGCCUUGUUCUGGAAGAUGGAAAAUUCAUGUUUGUGAAAAAUACUGGAAGCACUACAUGUGAAACAGACAAGCAACCAUAUAGUGUUCACACUGUUGGGCUCUAUUUGAUAAUCAAAUUCAUGCAUGGAAUAACCUUGAUUUGGGACAAAAAUACCAGAGUAUCUGUUAUAAUGGAGCCAAACCUAAAUAGACAAAUAUGUGGCCUUUGUGGAAAUAAAAAUGGAAAUCUUCAAGAUGAAUUUACUACAAGGCAAGGUACAUUGGCAGCUGGACCAGUGGAGUUUGGCAAUAGCUGGAAAAUUAGCCCUGCGUGCUCAGACACAGUAGCUGAGUCUUUCCCAUGUGAUGCAAAUGCUUACUGUAAAGACUUGGCCUUGAGAAAAUGUGAAAUAAUUAGAGACUUUCGGUUCAGAUCCUGCCACAGCAAGGUUGACCCCACUCCGUAUCACAAGGCUUGCAUUGAGGAAUCUUGUGCAUGUACCAUGGAAGGGAAGUAUCUGGGGUUCUGUACUGCUGUAUCGAUGUAUGCAGAAGCAUGUGUAGCAGUUGGUGUUUGUAUACACUGGCGUACGCCAGAACUUUGUCCUGUCUUCUGUGAUUACUACAAUGCUCCUGGGGAAUGUAGCUGGCAUUAUGAGCCCUGUGGAACUGUAACAGCCAGAACAUGUAAAGAUCACAUGAUUGGCAGGGUUCUUCCAUCUGUCUUGGAAGGCUGCUACGCAAAAUGUCCUGAUACAGCACCUUACCUAGAUGAAAACACCAUGAAAUGUGUUCAGUUGUCAGAUUGCUCAUGCUUUCACAAUGAUGUAAUCGUUGCCGGACAAAUAAUUUAUGACGACUGUGGAAGAGUAUGCAAGUCUGGGGCUCGUCCUGCAGAGCCAGUUUCCUCAGGGGAUGACUAUGAUUCUGACUCUUCAGAAUCAGUAUCGACAGGUCACAAUUCGGACCCAAAGGAUAAUGUCUGA
Hemicordylus capensis (graceful crag lizard) is the source of this 3906-nucleotide messenger RNA. RefSeq names its product mucin 19, oligomeric (gene MUC19). The record is from RefSeq and is a predicted model, not a curated record. The transcript has 31 exons. Gene Ontology annotation, cellular component: extracellular matrix. Lineage: Eukaryota; Metazoa; Chordata; Lepidosauria; Squamata; Cordylidae. Gene Ontology annotation, molecular function: protein binding. The coding region runs from base 1 to 3906 and encodes 1301 amino acids.